AUGGCACUGGACCUGUUAGAGACCAGGUUCUGGGCUACAGCUAAGCAGCCCAAUGACACAGACUGCUCUAAUACAGAGGGCAUCUGUCCGCUGACAUGUGAAGCCAUGGACCUGGCCUGCUACCUCAUCGACAGCAAUGCUUUCAUAAUCAUCUCCAAAGAAAAAAGCCAUGUGGGGAGGUUCUUUGGAGAAGUUGACGGCUCAGUGAUGGCACGCCUUAUCAAGAUGGCCAUGUUCAAAAGGGUAUCUCUGUACGACUAUCAGGCCAUGUGUAAGAUGGGAGGACAUUCUGCCAGCAGCGCCAGACCCCUUCUUAGUCCCUUCUAUGGUCUGGCGGCUGCUCUAAAGUGGUUCCUCACAAACUUCCUACUGUUUUUACUGGAGUUCAACAUCUGUGGUCUCUGGCACUCUGACCACUUUGCUGAAGCCAAGCCUGGCUUCAAAGCGUCGGCCCAGAAGAAGAAGGGAGACAUCCUGCAGCCGUGUGACACAGAGUACCCCAGCUUUGUCUACGAGCCCUCCAUCAAGGAGACCAACAGCCUCAUUAAGUGUGGACGCUGUCAGAAGAUGUUUGUAACCCAGGCUGUCCCUGACAGUAACCUGCUGAUGUUGGUGGUACAGGCAGACUGUGACUGUUCCCGUCAGUACCCUGCUAUCACCAUGGAACCCAAGGAAGUGAAAUAUAACGCCUCAGUAAAGUGUGACAGGAUGAAAUCUCAGAAGGUCCGUAGGAGACCCGAGUCCUGCCACGCCUAUCACCCUCAGGAAAACGCCAAGGAGUGUGGAGAUGCAUCGCAGAUCUACCUGUCUGUCUCUCUCUUCCUCACCUGUCUCACUGCCUCCUUCACCUGUCUCAAGGCCUCCACGCUGGUCUUCCGAUGACAGACAGAUAGCUACCUAGCCUAAACCCCGCCCCCUCUGGAAAUCUCUCUAGAAUGUUCCAGAAUGCCUGAUCUUAGCAUGCCUGCUACUGCUUGCGUUAUCUUUAUCAAUCAAUAUGACUAUAUGGCUAAAAUUAUGAUAUUGAUCAUUUGGGCUGAUGGACUGAGAGGAAUAAGCUGUUGACUGACUCCAUGCUUGAUGACUUUACAAUCACAGAGAGAUGUUGACUGACUCCAUGCUUGAUGACUUUACAAUCACAGAGAGCUGUUGACUGACUCCAUGCUUGAUGACUUUACAAACACAGAGAGAUGUUGACUUCAGAUGUUUGAUGUCUUUCAACCACCAAAGUUGUGCUUCUUUGGACAACCGUUCUAAAACCAUGAAAGGGCUUUUUGGCUUCUUCUUCUUCAGUGUCUGAUAAGAGAACAUUAUAGUGUUUCUAUGCAAAAGGAAACAUACUUUAUUUGACCGUGGAAAGAUCCAGUAUCGUCAAUACGAUUCCAAAGGACUUGACUUUGCAAUAAGACCAUGGAAGACUCUCAGUCUGUGGAUGAUGGGUUUUAUAAAUGGUUUUGAUAAAAUAAUACUCUGGAUUCAUGCAUGUGUUGUCUGUUUACCUUAAGCCAUGAAAUGGAGGAAGAACCUUGGACAAGGCAGUGGCAUCUUUGAACAGUGAUACAAUUCAGAUAGUAGAAUCAGUGACCCCUGCUGGUUGAAAUAUGACAUUGCAGGAUGGUGAUGAAUCAACUGGAGGCUGGCUGGCUGCUGAAGGAUGAACACAAUGGACUCAACUUCCACAUUGUUCUGUUCAUAACUCAUCAGUCUUUGGUCUACGCACCAUAAACACAUCAAGUAUCUACUAUUAAAUGUGAGCUGGGUUUUCACUGUUGGAAAUGGAUGGACUGUUUCAGGAAAAACCUUCAAGUCACAUCAUAUAUGCAAUCUAAGGCUUAUUAACCAGUUGACUUAGUUGGCUGACUGCAAAACAAGAACCAUUACUGACCACCUACUUCUGUGAUGGACUACUAGGUGGAACAACCAUUCUGUUAGAAGGAACAACAUUACAAUGUGAUGGACUACUAGGUGGAACAACCAUUCUGUUAGAAGGAACAACGUUACAAUGUGAUGGACUACUAGGUGAAACAGCCAUUCUGUUAGAAGGAACAACGUUACAAUGUGAUGGACUACUAGGUGGAACAACCAUUCUGUUAGAAGGAACAACGUUACAAUGUGAUGGACUACUAGGUGGAACAACCAUUCUGUUAGAAGGAACAACGUUACAAUUUGAUGGACUACUAGGUGGAACAACCAUUCUGUUAGAAGGAACAACGUUACAAUGUGUUGAUAUCAGGAUCUCCAAGGUGUCUUUCAUCUGAGUUUUACUGUUUGACUCCAAAUACUUUUAUGAUGGUUUAUAGUUUUCAGCUAAAUUCAUGCAUUCAAAUAUUAUAUUUUUCAUGACAUAAUCUGUUCUUUCUAAUUCAAAUGACUUGAAUGAAAUGAGUAUAAAAUGCAUCAUUGAGAAUAAUAGGAUGGGAUACUACUAGUAUUGCUGCUGGACAUUAAACACUACUGUCAGAUGUUACUGUCUAGUGAUUUUCUAACUGGUGUUUUUAUCAGUCUGUCCUUUUCACUUUGACAGUGAUGCUCUAAUGAUGUCAUAUCAUCAUGUGGUAACUGUCCUCAUGAUGCAGUAUUGUUGAUAAAAGAUGCUGUUGCCCAUGUGUAUGUAUGUAAUGUGAUGUCCUGAGUCCUGUGUGUCUUCUGUGUGUCUGGCUUGGCUUGUGUCCCACAUGGUACCCUUUAACCCUAUGUAGUGCACUACUUUUGACCAGGGCCCAUAGGGAAUAGGGGACCAUUUGGAACACAGCUUGAGAGUCUAGAAGGCAAUUUGAUUCUCACAGCACAGUUUGAUUGACAUGUAGGAUAAUCUGCAAUGGAUCAAUAAUAAUACAAUGAAUAAACUUCCCCUUUAUUUUAAAGUU
Messenger RNA from Oncorhynchus kisutch (coho salmon), 2867 nucleotides. Its product is annotated as voltage-dependent calcium channel subunit alpha-2/delta-4-like. Gene Ontology annotation, molecular function: voltage-gated calcium channel activity. NCBI's taxonomy places the organism in Eukaryota, Metazoa, Chordata, Actinopteri, Salmoniformes, Salmonidae. Gene Ontology annotation, cellular component: voltage-gated calcium channel complex. The transcript has 15 exons. The record is from RefSeq and is a predicted model, not a curated record. The coding region runs from base 1 to 882 and encodes 293 amino acids.